AGCGCGCAGACGAUAGUGCUAUCGAUUGUUUUGCAGCACUAAUAAAUUCCAUUUCCAAGCUAAAAAAUAGGAAAAAAUAUAAAAUAUCUUUGAUCGUAGCCAGCAAGUGGAAAACGUACACAAAAAUCAUGUGCCACCGGUGCCAGCGUUCGAAGACGCGGGUUUAACUGAGUUGGUGCACCCAAAUCCAGUACAAUCGCCAGGCAGCACAUCCCAUCGAAAUCCGAGACUUCCGAGUGGGCCAAAGAAACCGCAGAGGGACCCGCCUCCAUUUGUUUGCAUCACGGCACGGCGGGAUCAGGGGAUUCCCCGUCCGGCUGAGAUGGCCAUGCACUCGUACAUGCGCCAGGGAUCGGGAUCCGGAGGAGCAGGAGCCGUAGCAGCUGGAGCACCGCCGCUGGCCAGUCCCGACGAGAUGCACGGCUUUCUGAAGGACAAGCAGGCGUGGGAGCACGCCAUCUCCCUGUACCAGGGCCAGGAUCCCCUCGAUCAUUGGUACAACUACAUCUGCUGGUACGAGAAUCAUGCGCACAGCGAUCCGGAGCUAAAGUUCCGAGAAACACUGGAACGGUGUCUGACGGUCUACGAGCACAAUGACUUCUAUCGCCAGGAUCCCCGUUUGGUGCGGCUGUGGCUGAAGUACAUAGCCAUGCAGACGGAUCCGCUGCACUUCUACCAGGUGCUCUUCCAGCGUGGAACCGGUCGUCAGGUGGCCGCCUUCUACAUUGGCUGGGCUGCCUACUACGAAUCGCGCGAGGAGUUCAAGGAUGCGGAGGCGGUCUUCAACUUGGCCUUCCAGGAGAAGGCGCAGAGCAAUUCGGAGCUGCAGCACGCUCACACCAAGUUCACCUAUGCCAGGUCCCUGUUCCACCAGCGACAACAGCAGCAGCAACAACAGCAGCAACAGCAACAACAACAGCAGCAGCAGCAGCAGCAACAACAGCAGCAGCAACAACAGCAGCAGCAACUACAGCAGCAGCAGCAACAACAGCAGCAUACCCAGCCGGAUCCGCUGCAGCAACUAACCAACUACACGCAGCAGCAGUUGCCGCAGAGCUACCCACAACACCGUCCCCAGCCAUAUCAGCAGAAUGUCUAUCAGCAAUAUCAUCCGCAGGCGCAGCAACAUCAAGCCACACAGCAACAUCCGGCGGCGCCACAGCAACAACAGCCGCCAGAACAACAGUUGGCCUAUCAACCACACUACCAACAGCAGCCACGCUAUGAGCCACAUCCGGCGACUCAGCCGGCAGCCCACGUCCAGCACCAACCGCAAUAUGCUCCUGUGGCAGAGCCCCACUAUGCACCAGCCCAGCAGCAACAGUUACCGCCACCACAGCCUGCAGCACCGCAGCAAAAUCCGCCGCAACACCAGCAGCAACAAAAUGGCAAUGGCAAUCCUUCUCCUCAACAAAAUCCACCGGCGACAAGCGAAGUAGCUGGCCUGCGUUUGCCGCGCAAUUUCCACGCGUACGGGCGCAACAACCAUGAGACCUGGAAGCCAGCUUUGACCCUUGAAGAGCCAGAUGAUCCCUCCAGGGUCUGUCACUACGCCAAGCAGUUGGUUUAUCCUCCGGGAGCAGGCAUCGAGUACAGUCCCGAAGAGAUACUAGCCCGCAAGUUCAAGCAGCUGAUGGAGCAGAAGGCCAAGCCAGCGGAGCCGACUGAACAGCAACAGCAAACUCUUUAUGAUUCCUACGAGUCGCAGACAUCAUACUACAUGACUGCUGUGGAUGGAGCUCUUUACGGGCAGAACAACAGCAGUGGACAGGAGAAUACGGGCGAGGAGGAUGAGGAUAACGAGGCGGAGGAAGGUGAGGAGGAGGAUGAAGAAGGCGCAGGAGAUAAUGAGGAAGACGACUCCGAUGAGGAGGACGAAGACGAGGAGGAGGAGGAGCCCAGCGAACCCUACACCAAUGGCGUGCAGUUCAGUGCGCAAACCACUUUCGAGCAGGAGAACCGCUCAAUAAAGAUCAAGUUCAAGAAGGAGCCCAGCAGCACCUACAGUGCCUAUACCAUAGAGAACGUCUACCAGCAGCAACAACAGCAUCAACAGCAGCAGCAUCAGCAACAUCAGAUAAUCCAGCAGCAGCCACCGCAAGCAGUUCAUCAUCCUCCGCCGCCAGAGCCUGCGCCCGCUUCUCCGAUUCCCAUCCAGCGUCAGCGCAACGGUGGGCACCACCACUUCCAUCCCUACAUGCUGGGCCAGACCUCGACGCCCAAGAGCGAGGUUAAUGGCUAUCGAAGGGCUCGCACCAAAGUCAAGCGCAGCAAGUUCCAGCCGGAUCUCUGCAGCAACAGCAACUCGGCCUCGUCGGCGGCGGAUGUGGCGACGGCCAGCUCGAGUAGUGUGGCUGCAGGGGCGCCGGGAGCAUUCAACGAUAAUGCAAACUUCUCGUUCUCCAGCGCCACCGCUCUGGAUAAUUCAAAUAGCUCGCUCGCUUUGGCCGUCGAUAGACUCAACUUCCGUGACUCAUCGCAGCAACAAAUCCUCCAUCCGGUCAAUAAGACCAUACAAACGCACAACAACAACAAUAACACCAGCAACAAUAACAAUGGCAAUACCACCACACUGGCCGAUUUCUCCACAUUCCAGGAGAACUCGUACUUUGCCACCCAGCACGAUACGGAGGCUCAGGAACGGCGGCUAUCGAAGGCCGUGGAAACGAUUGCGCGACAUUUGGCCAAGGAGGCCAUCGAUCCCUUCAACAGCGAACUAUGCCGCGCCUUCCUCGCCAAGCUGGACUUUCCGGGCGAUCACGAUGCCCAUGCCAGCUACAAGAUUGUGCAAACGGCACUGCCAAAAAUAUCCAACACGCGCACGCUGAACGUCCUCGAAGGCGUCACCUUCAACAUUGACAAGGAGGUGGGUCGCGGGUCAUACGGCUCGGUUUACAAGGCUACUGACUCGCGCACCGGCAAUGUGGUGGCGCUCAAGUAUCAGAAGCCCCCAAACACCUGGGAGAUCUACAUAUGUGAUCAGGUGCUUAAACGCAUCAGGGAGCCGGAGGUGUUGCCCGGCCUGAUGGACAUUUCCACGGCGAUUAUCGCCCCAAAUGCUAGCCUAAUAGCCACCGAGUUCUCGCCGUUUGGAUCGCUGCUGGACAUCAACAACAAGAUCCGGCAGGCCACCACCAAGGUGAUGCACGAGUCGCUCGUGAUGCAUUUCUCGGCGCAGAUCUGCAACAUCGUGGACCACCUGCACCGCCAGCACAUCAUUCAUGCGGACAUCAAGCCGGACAACUUCCUGCUGAUGCGGGUGCCCAAUGUGGACAGUGUACUGCCUUCGCUGCGACUGAUUGACUUCGGAUGCGCCAUCGAUAUGACCCUGUUUCCGGAUGCGGAGCGCACCAAGUUCCGCAAAGUGGUGCAAACGGACGGCUUCACUUGCAUUGAGAUGCAGGAGGGACGCAGUUGGUCCUACGAAACAGAUCUCUUUUGCAUCGCGGCCACCGUUCAUGUAAUGCUCUUCGGCGACUACAUGCAGCCGCAGAAGAAGGGCUCCAGCUGGGAAAUCCGGCAGAAGCUGCCGCGCUACCUCAAAAAGCAUGUGUGGACCAAGUUCUUCGGCGAACUGCUCAACAUGGAAGCGGACAAGCUGCCCGCGCUGCAGGAGAUGCGACUGAUCUUCGAGGAGGAGGCGUACCGCAUGGACUCCGAGCUCCAGAAGCAGAUACGCGCCCUAUCCAACAUCCUGCAUCGACGAUAACCAACCUAUUCCUAUUACUUUUUAUUAAAAUUUGUGUAUACUCUGUUGUUGACCAAGUCACCCCGAUAGUUUGUUUGAACUUUCAAUCUAGUAUCAUUUCCAAUCUUUACAGAAAAGAAAAAACCAGACCAGGAAAAUGUCCUCCGACUUUGUGUUGAGUUCGUUUCCCCAUUUUGGCCAGAACGAAACUUUUUAGUUUAGGUUAAUUCUCUUACAAACAUACACCCUCUUGCUUAACUUAAAUAUUUAAUCUUUCUAUACUUUAUUUAUUGUUUCGAUGCCAAAAAAAAACAGGAAAGCGGAGGAAAAACAAGAGCAUAUAGUACGCUACAAAAUUCAAAAUCAUUGUAAAUAUUAGGCACAGACUCGAUCAAAACCAAAAUUGGCAAAUUGAGUUUGUGAAAAAACAAAAACACAAAAAAACCCUGGAUUUAAAAUGUAAUUUUUUUAUGUACAGCAAACAACAACAGUAUAUUGAAGGCAAUGUAAAAAGGAAACGUACAUAUGUUUAAGAUUAAACCAUGCUGUACUAUUGAGUAAUAUAUAAAGAUCUUUAAAUAAUAGUGAAUAAAUUGACGAAAUGUUAACGCAAAAA
Molecule: messenger RNA, 4304 nt
Organism: Drosophila rhopaloa
Lineage: Eukaryota; Metazoa; Arthropoda; Insecta; Diptera; Drosophilidae
Gene: Bub1
Product: protein kinase 4
Exons: 3
Coding region: 323-3709 (1128 amino acids)
Biological process (GO): meiotic sister chromatid cohesion, centromeric; protein phosphorylation; mitotic spindle assembly checkpoint signaling
Molecular function (GO): ATP binding; protein kinase activity
Source: RefSeq, a predicted model, not a curated record